Molecule: messenger RNA, 699 nt
Organism: Colletotrichum siamense
Lineage: Eukaryota; Fungi; Ascomycota; Sordariomycetes; Glomerellales; Glomerellaceae
Exons: 2
Coding region: 1-699 (232 amino acids)
Source: RefSeq, a predicted model, not a curated record
AUGAAGCCCUCAACACUCCUCUACGCCCUGGGCCUCGCCGAGAUGGCCACAGCAAUGCCCGUCCCCAUGACCAUCUCCGACAUGGUCUCUCAGAUCAAGGGUGAGGCUCGCCGCUGGACACACAUCACCCGCGUCUCCAUGCACCGCAUGCGCCCCGUCGCCAUCAUUCAGGAGCAGGAGCAGUCCGACGACAGCAAGGUCGAGGUCAUCUUCGACAACCGCCCCGUCUCCCCCUCAAGAGUCAUCCCGCCAUCACUCGUCCUCGCGGCGCCAAGGCCGCUCAAGACCGACUACCUCCAGGCCCUGUCGAAGCACCCCCAAGCAGCAAAGGACAGGGUCGUCGACGUGGACGGCACGGGGUCCCCCGAGACCAUCAAGCCGAUGACGCUCAAGGACGGCCUUGCGGAGCUGAUGCCCUCGAGGGUGCCCUGCUGGAAGCACGUGCAGGUGCCGAAGCCGACGAUCGCCAUCUUUGAGCAGCACCCCGACCUGAUCGUUUUGGGCGCCGUCAUCGCUCUGGUGUUGGUUCUUUUGGUGCUGGAGACGGUCGGCACGACGUUCCAAGGGGUCCGCAGCCACUACACUCUCCCCCAAGGAGAAAUCCGCCUGGAAGGCGACGAGAAGCCCUGCAAGGCCCCGUCAUUCCGCUCAGACGUGCCCCCGUACCGCGACGAGGAGGACCUCGAGAGGCAUUCAUGA